Arachis duranensis is the source of this 516-nucleotide messenger RNA. RefSeq lists its product as uncharacterized. The transcript has a single exon. The coding region runs from base 1 to 516 and encodes 171 amino acids. NCBI's taxonomy places the organism in Eukaryota, Viridiplantae, Streptophyta, Magnoliopsida, Fabales, Fabaceae. The record is from RefSeq and is a predicted model, not a curated record.
AUGAGAGACUUUAAUGCUAUAACGGCAUAUCAUGAAAGGGAAGGGGGCAGAUCAAAAUCAACCUCAUCGAUUGAAGGUUUCAAUAAUUUUCUCAACAUGGGUGGUAUGGUGGAUUUGGGGUUUGAAGGGUGUAGAUUCACGUGGAGUAAUAGGCCAUAUGGAGGCAACCUUGUCCGAGAGCGGCUUGAUUGGUGUUUGACUACAUCAAAUUGGUGCGAGGCCUACCCUAGAUCUGCCGUGGUACACCUAAAUGAUCAAGGUUCAGAUCAUAGGCCUAUUUUGUUGAUCACAGAGGAGGAGCAGAGGAAGAUCAAAAGACGAUUUAGAUUUCAGGAGAGAUGGUGUGAUGAAGAAGAAGUUGGACGGAUAGUUAGAGAAGGAUGGAAAGACGCGGUGCAAGGGUCUCCAAUGUUUCAGUUAUUCACCAAACUCAAGAGAUGUCGUCAUCACUUGGUUGAGUGGCAAUGGAGCAAGGGCAGCAACUCGCUGCAACAAAUUAAUGAUCUAAAACAGUGA